Molecule: messenger RNA, 4012 nt
Organism: Helianthus annuus (common sunflower)
Lineage: Eukaryota; Viridiplantae; Streptophyta; Magnoliopsida; Asterales; Asteraceae
Product: probable LRR receptor-like serine/threonine-protein kinase At1g56140
Exons: 22
Coding region: 963-3731 (922 amino acids)
Biological process (GO): protein phosphorylation
Molecular function (GO): protein binding; ATP binding; protein kinase activity
Source: RefSeq, a predicted model, not a curated record
UUUCAAGUUUUGCUAAAACCAAAUUUAGGCCACACUGUAUUAUAUAUUUUUUUCUGUAGCAAGUGUGCAUAACUUUGCACAUGUGUAAAUUUAGAACCAUUCAAUUGAAAUUCGUCCAUCAGAUAUUGGAUAAUGAAAAGUUACAGAUUGACUUUUCAAUGAUAAACUGACUUUUAGAUAGCAUAUUCAUUCAUCAUUCUUGAAGAUUUUUAUACAAAAGGAUUGGAAUUGGACACUGCCCUCCUUAACAGCAAGUAGGUUUCAAAUAAAACGUUGAUAAGGAGAUUGCAGUUGAUUUUGUAAGAUGGAAGCAGCUAUGGCAGGUGGCGGUGGCUGCAGGAUCAAGUUAAGGAUUUUUGAGGUUGGAUCAUGGUUGUGGUUGAUUAUCACGGUCACCAUAGCUCAAACUCAAAACACCACCGAUCCAGCUGAAGGUUAUAUUCUCUAUUUUUAUGUUUCUCCGUUAUCAAUUCAACCCCUCUCUCUCUCUCUCAAAAAUUAAUUUAUUAUGAUCAUGAAUCGAGUUUACUUAAUCAAGCUUGAGCAUGUAUCACUUUUGUUUAAGCAUGCUCAUGAAUCGAGCUAUAACGAGUGCGAUGGUCCGUGCGUUGAAGUUCGAGAUUUUGGCAGUUAGAUUAGGGUAACGUUAGGUUUCUUUCGAAAUGAAAUUCACGAUCUCAAUCUCGCUAGUGAAUUGAGUUUUCGGUUUUGUCAAUUUUAUAAAAAAAUAUGAUCUUGAUUUGAAUGAAACUGUGUUGUAGUGCGAGUUAUAAAUGAAAUGUUCAGGCAAUGGGGGAUAGCAGAAAGUUUAUUAACAAGUAUGAGAUGGAACCUAAGCGGAGAACCAUGCAGCGGCGCUGCUGUGGACUAUACCGACUUUGAUAUGAACACUUACAAUCCCGGCAUCAAAUGUGAUUGUAGUUUCCCCAAUUCUACUUGCCACAUCACUCACCUUUUAUGCAAUGGACGUGGUAGGCCCGAUCCCAGAAGGACUUUGGACUUUGGUUUACCUUACCACUCUAAAUUUGGCCCAGAAUUAUUUGACAGGUCCCUUGUCACCUUCAAUUGGCAAUUUAAGUCGGAUGCAGUGGCUGACUGUGGGCAUCAAUGCUUUAUCUGGGGAUAUUCCACCAGAGCUAGGACAGCUUUCUAGCCUUAAAUCGUUAGCAUUUGGAACAAACAAUUUCAAUGGUUCCCUGCCAUCUGAACUCGGAAAAUUGCGUAGACUAGAACAGCUAUACAUUGAUAGUUCCGGAGUUGGCGGUGAAAUACCUUCAACAUUUGCUAGUUUACAGAACCUGGUUGUAUUAUGGGCUUCUGAUAAUGAAUUCACAGGGAGAAUACCUGACUUUAUAGGGGAUUGGACACAGAUACAGUCAUUGAGGUUUGAGGGGAAUUCUUUUGAAGGUUCAAUACCUCCUUCAUUUUCUAGAUUGACCUCUUUGCAGGACUUGAGGAUAAGUGGUUUAUCUAAUGGAACUUUGGACUUUAUAAGGGAUUUGAAGUCCCUAACUAUUCUAGUUUUGAGGAAUAACCGAAUUUCUGGCCCUAUUCCAACUGAGAUUGGAGAAUAUCAAAAUUUGACCCAAUUGGAUUUGAGUUUCAACAAUUUAAUUGGACAGAUUCCAAGAGAGUUGUUCAACUUGAGUCAACUCUCUUUCUUGAUUCUAGGAAACAAUAGCUUAAAAGGUACCCUUCCUGAUGUAAAGAGCGCAAGUCUCCAAAAUAUUGAUGUGUCAUACAAUGACCUAUCCGGAACACUUCCUUCUUGGGUUAAUGAGGAAAACUUACAGCUUAACUUAGUUGUGAACAACUUCACUUUAGGUGAUUCAAGAACUAGUGGUUUGCCUUCAGAUUUAGAGUGUCUCCAAAGGAAUUUCCCUUGUUCUCGUGGGUCCCCAAGAUAUAGUGACUUUGGAAUCAAUUGUGGUGGUCCUCAAAUCACAUAUAACCAGUUACUUCACGGGGAAGAGGAUGAAGAACUGGGAGUAGCAACAUAUUAUGUUAAUUAUGAAAGAAGGUGGGGUGUCAGCAAUGUUGGUCAAAGGAUCACCAUGUUCGGAAAUACUUUAGAUUCGAUACCACUGUUUAGGGAUAAUAACAUUAAUGAAUCGUGGUGGUCCCCUUCAUCCGGGUUCAAAAAUACAUUAGAUUCGGAACUUUUCCAUACAGCACGACUUUCUGCUGGAUCAUUAAGAUACUAUGGUUUAGGGCUGGAAAAUGGUAACUACACAGUUACCCUCCACUUUGUCGAACUACAGAUAGAAGAUGGUCCCACUUGGAGAAGUACCGGUAGACGUGUCUUUGACAUUUAUUUGCAGGGAAACCUGGUGUUUCAAGAUUUCGAUAUAAAAAGGGCAGCAAAAGGGGCCUCCUUUAGACCUGUUUCAGGGCAAGCAACAGUUCAGGUUUCAGAUAACUACCUUGAAAUACAUCUAUUCUGGUCUGGAAAAGGGACUUGCUGCGUACCUAAUCAAGGGACUUUUGGACCUCUUAUCUCAGCAAUCAGUGCCACCCCAACUUUCCGCCCCAGUGUGAGCAACACCCCACCUUCCACAAAGAAGAAGAAUAGGACCGGUUUAAUUGUUGGGAUUGUGGUUCCUGUUGCAGUUGUUAGCUUUAUGUCAUCAUUAGCCCUAUAUAUUUUUCGUCAGCAGAGGAAAAAACAUGAUAUCUCUGACAAUUAUGAAGAGGCUACAGAGUUAUUGGGAAUUGACGCCAGACCAGAUACCUUUAGUUAUGAGGACCUGAGGGAUGCAACAGAUGGUUUUAGUCCUGUUAAUAAGCUUGGCGAGGGAAGUUUUGGACCUGUUUACAAGGGAACACUGAAUGAUGGAAGAGUAAUAGCUGUUAAAAAACUCGCUGUAGCCUCCCACCAGGGCAAGACUCAGUUUAUUGCUGAAAUUGCUACAACAUCUACUGUCCAACACCGCAACCUUGUUAAGUUAUAUGGAUACUACAUUGAAAGAGAGAACCGACUUCUUGUUUAUGAGUAUCUCGAGAACAAGAGUCUUGAUCAGGCACUAUUUGGAGACAACAGGCUCUCUCUUAAUUGGGCCACCCGGUUUGAAAUAUGCCUUGGGAUAGCACGUGGUCUUGCAUAUCUGCAUGAGGAGUCUCGAAUAAGGAUUAUACACCGAGAUGUUAAAGCUAGCAAUGUUUUACUUGAUACUGAUCUCAACCCUAAGAUCUCAGAUUUUGGUUUGGCCAAACUUUAUGAUGACAAGAAAACACACAUGAGUACUCGUGUUGCAGGCACAUUUGGGUAUUUGGCACCGGAGUAUGCAAUGCGUGGACACCUUACAGAAAAAGCUGAUGUGUUUGGUUUUGGAGUUUUAGCUCUAGAGAUUAUCAGUGGAAGGCGUAACUCAGAUCCAGCUUCGGAAGAUGAACAAAUAUAUCUUCUUGAAUGGGCAUGGAACCUACAUGAAGCUAAUAAUGAAGUUGAGCUGGUGGAUGAAAAACUGUCCGAAUUUGAUGAAAAUGAAGUAAAAAGAGUGACGAGAAUCGCCCUUUUAUGCACCCAAAUCUCACCGACGCAAAGACCGCCAAUGUCCCGAGUUGUGGCGAUGCUUUCAGGAGACACGGAAACACAAGCUGUUAUUAUGCGGCCCUGGUAUUUGACCGGCUUUGAUUUUAAAAAUGUUACAAACUUUAUAAGUGAUCUUCCCACUUCAGCUACAUAUUCUGUGCCAAAAAUUACAAGUCACUCCACUCUUUCACCAAGCUAACCAACCUGAUUAUGCUACCAGACCCAUACUUCAUGGUACUAUGAGAUUGUUAAUAAUAAAACAUUGUAAUCAACUAAUCAUCAAUAAAAAAUUAAAGACAAAAUGUAUUAGAGCUUGUGUAGAGUUCGUUAGUUGAGAUCAGUUUGUUAUAUUGCUAGGUCAUGGUAGUUAGCUGAUCUACAAGUACAUCCUCAGCUAUAUAUAGUGAGGACUAUUGUUAUAUUCUUAGACAAAUCUGCUUUGUUAUCUUCUCAUAUCUACAUCAAAUCUUCUUCAUUAAA